AUGAGUUUAGAAGAAAGGCGCCAAAAAUUGCUUGAAAAUACAUUAAAUGAAGUUAACAACUCUCUCGCUGAGAUAUUAAAGAUACUUCAAAAGGAUAGACCAAUUGAAUUCAUAUUUAAAGCAGGAGAAACGCCAGAUUUAACAUUAUCUCUUAAAUCUGAAUGUGGAACUAUUAAUUCUGGAUAUCUUCUAAUAAACAGACCAAACAAAGAAUCAUCACGUCACGAAGUACUAUCAUUUCCACUCUUAUUUGUUCAUCAAAUUUGUUUGAAAUGUCAUACUCUUCGACAGCAGAUUGUUUAUACAAUUCAUAAUUAUAAAAGAUGCACAUUACAAUCGAUUGAAUCAUUUCUUAGCAUGGCAAGUCAAGCAAUUGCAAUUUUAUCAGAUCCAAAGUUCAUGAAGAUACCAAUCACUAAUUAUUUUGAACCACCAUUACCUCCUGACAUUGAAUUAGAUAUAUUUUUCCAAAAUGGAAAUGCAAAAUUAUUAUAUUCGCCAUUUAACAAUUUAGAAGCCGGAAGUGCCAAAAAUGUUGAAGAUGAAACAUUUCUUGUUGCUUUAGAAGGAAUUUUACUCAGAAUUAUUCAUAGUUUGAAAUAUUUAAGAUCAGACGUCAUUACAUGGGCUAUUCCAGCAGACGAAUAG
This is a messenger RNA of Trichomonas vaginalis G3, 648 nucleotides long. RefSeq lists its product as uncharacterized. The transcript has a single exon. The record is from RefSeq and is a predicted model, not a curated record. NCBI's taxonomy places the organism in Eukaryota, Parabasalia, Trichomonadida, Trichomonadidae. Bases 1 to 648 code for a protein of 215 amino acids.